AGCAGAGUGCAACUUGCAAUCCGCAUCUCACGCAGCGCUCAGAUUCUGCCAUUUGUGCGUGUAGGAGGUGGAGAUGAGCAUAGACUGGUCAAGUUACGGCUGAUAAGGUGAUUCUUUUGACUAGAGGCAGGGGGAAGAAACUGGAUCUUUAAGACACACACACCACCAGCUGUCAGUGUGAAUAAAACAGUUUAUUUUUUCCUCAUCGAGUGCUACUGGCGGCGCAAUGUGGGAACAGGAGGAAUUCGCUAAACACUGGAAAAAUGAGUUUCCCGACGGGGAAGUUCCCCUAAUGGACCUGAAGUCGGUGGAUGACAUUGAGUCUGAGCUGGAGACAUGCAAAGCCAAUCUGAAGAGGCUCCAGAAGUCUCUGGCAGAGGAGAAAUUCAAGAUGAUCUACCUGCAGACCACCAUGGCUCGGCAGAAAAGAGACGACGCGGAAAGAUUUGAAGGAAAGGAUGAAAACUUUAACGCAGAUAAAUUUUCCUUCUUAAAAGAGAAAGAGAUCAGAAAAUCAAACGUGAGGGACGCUGAGGUGGAUUCAACCAGACUGCCCGAGCCUGUGGGCGUAAAAGUCCACGGAGGAGUGGUGCCUGCGCUGUUGGCCAGCUCCUUCUCCCGGGAGAGACCCAGGUUCAGCGGUAAGACAGGUAAGCCUGUCCCUAUCCCCGUGCCUCCGCGGAUCAGCAGCUUCCAGAAGCCUGCCACGGUUCUGGUCAAUGACAACGAAGACAUCAGUGACCGGGAAUACGAAGAUGCAGAGCUCAAUGAGAAUUUCGUCAGGAAUAACUUGUUAGCGCCAAAGAAUUUGUACCGGGACAACCAGAGGACUUCAAGCGCGCAGAGGGACGCCAGACGGCCCCAACGCCACAGCAGGGACUUGGACUCGGGGGACGAUGGCAGGCUGUCCCCGUCCUUCCCUCUCAUCCAGCGGAGACCAUCGCGGGGCUCUGGAUGCAGCACACCGGACAGAAGGAGUGAUGGGUACCUGAGCUCAGACCAUGAAGACUCCUCAUCAGUAG
Messenger RNA from Boleophthalmus pectinirostris (great blue-spotted mudskipper), 1022 nucleotides. Its product is annotated as breakpoint cluster region protein-like. The record is from RefSeq and is a predicted model, not a curated record. The annotation marks the transcript as partial. The transcript has a single exon. Gene Ontology annotation, cellular component: membrane. Gene Ontology annotation, biological process: positive regulation of GTPase activity; signal transduction; protein phosphorylation. Gene Ontology annotation, molecular function: protein serine/threonine kinase activity; GTPase activator activity. NCBI's taxonomy places the organism in Eukaryota, Metazoa, Chordata, Actinopteri, Gobiiformes, Gobiidae.